Molecule: messenger RNA, 894 nt
Organism: Cucurbita moschata (crookneck pumpkin)
Lineage: Eukaryota; Viridiplantae; Streptophyta; Magnoliopsida; Cucurbitales; Cucurbitaceae
Product: non-specific lipid transfer protein GPI-anchored 2-like
Exons: 3
Coding region: 208-759 (183 amino acids)
Source: RefSeq, a predicted model, not a curated record
CAAAAAAGAAAUAAAUAAGCAAUCAAAGUCCUGCAAUGGCGGUAGCUGCUGCCAUUAAUUCACACUCGCCUUCCUCUUCCCAAACCACUUCCCUUCUUCUCUCUCUCUCUCUCUCUAUAUCUCUCUCCUCCUCCUCCUCUUCUCUUCAAUUCCACCGCCAACCAACUCAAACCCUAGAAAACGAAACAACCGUCUCGAUCUACACCAAUGGCGACGCCCUCGAUCUUCGCGCUAGCGGCGGUGAUAAUCGCGAUUCACGGCAUUGCAGGGGCGGUGGCGCAGGCUCCGGCGCCGGGGCCAGCGGUUGCGACGGACUGCUUCACGACGCUGCUGAAUAUGUCGGAUUGCCUGUCGUACGUGUCGGCGGGGAGCAAGGACGUGAAGCCGGACAAGCAUUGCUGCCCGGAGCUGGCGGGGCUGGUGGAGAGUAGCCCUAGCUGCCUCUGUCAGCUGCUUAGCGAUCCUAAUAAAGUUGGGUUAACCAUUGAUGUCGACAGAGCUAUGAAGCUUCCUUCCGCCUGCAAUGUCUCCACUCCUCCCGUCAAUCUCUGUUCUCUUUUGGGAUUUCCGGUGGGAUCAAAUAGUCCCGGAUCAGCCCCAGCACCAGCACCAGGACCAGGUGUUCAACCACUGGACGAUGGAGGCUCCGCCACCCCCGGUACCCCGGGAAGCAGCGGGAAUAGGGCUUCGAGCAUCAACCGCCUUCAUCUCGCAUUUCUGCUUGGCAUAGCCUUGGGAUUUCUUUCGACGCUUCUCUAACCGAGAUAUCUUUGAUUGUCUGUUAUUGUUUGCCAAUUCUUCUGUCUUUCCUUUUCAGUUCAUAUGUAGUAUUGUACUGAGAUAUUUUCAUGAUUGUUAGGCAAUAAAAGUUUCUAUUGAAAUAUUUUGUUGAAA